AUGCAUGCAACCUUAGACAAUGGUGAGCAGAGUCCAGUCAACCAGGCGGGACUUUGCCUGUUAUCCCUAGACGGCGGCGGCGUCCGUGGACUAUCGACGCUUUUCAUACUCAAGAGCAUCAUGGAUGGAUUGAACAAGAUACGUACACCUGGCUCUCCACGCGUGAAGCCUUGUGAUGUCUUUGAUCUUAUCGGUGGAACAAGUACUGGCGGUAUCAUUGCCAUCAUGUUGGGCCGACUCGAGAUGGACGUCGACGAAUGCAUCAAGGCAUAUGUGAAACUCACGGAGCGGGUCUUUAAAGAGAAGAAGCACUGGAUCCCCUUGGGAUACAACUUUGAUAUCAAGUCACGAUUCAAACAGAGCGAGUUGAAGGCAGCAAUUUUGGAGGUUCUUGCCGAACAUGGUGCCGAUGAGCAUACUUUGCUCAAUGACGGACGCGAUCGCAAAUGCAAACUCCGCGACAGAUCUAACAUCUCUGCAACCAUCUGCGAGGCUGCACUUGCCACAUCUGCUGCCACAAGCUUUUUCGAUCCAGUUUCGAUUGGACCUUACACAUUCGUGGAUGGGGCGUUCGGUGCGAACAACCCAGUUGAAUAUGUGGAAGAAGAGGCUUCGAGCAUCUGGUGUCCGGAGACAGAGCUGAAGCCGCUUGUGAAGACAUUCAUUUCAAUCGGCACCGGCGUUCCCAGUACACAGGGUAUUGAUGGUAAUGCACUCAAAAUCCAUGCGACGCUUGCCAGCAUUGUCACCGAGACAGAAAGAACAGAGCAAAAGUUUAUCAGGAGAUGGGCUGGGCACUUCAAUCAACACCGCUACUUCCGCUUCAAUGUGCAGCAGGGGCUACAGACGGUUGGUUUGGAGGAGUAUGAGCAGCAAGAAUUGAUUAGGUCGGUAACGGAAGGCUACAUUGCGCACUCGGACUGCACAUCUCGCAGGAAGAAAUGCGUUGAGAAUCUUGUUCAGAAGCAAGAGAAGACCCCUCUUAAUUUUGCUAAAAUACAGGCUGAUUAUGUGGAAGAACUUUAUAAAAGAAUCCCCUUCAACCACAACAUCCCUUUCCAAGCCAAUGAAAGAUUCGUCGAUCGUGAGAACGAGAUCAGCCAACUAGAGGAACUCCUGUUUUCAGAAUCCCCAUGUUACAGGGUCGCAAUUACCGGUCUCGGCGGCAUUGGGAAAACGCAGAUUGCACUUCAACUAGCCCACAGAACGUACAGAGAACGAGAAGGAUACGCAGUCUUCUGGAUACAAGCGACCAGCAUCGAAAGCGUUCAGAAAUCAUACGCCGAGAUAGCCAGAAAGCUAAAACUUCCGGGAUGGGACGACGAAAAUUCUGAUGUCAAAACACUGCUGAAAGACUAUUUGAACACAAGGGCCGGAAAGUGGCUACUCAUUUUUGACAAUGCCGAUGAUUAUCCGAUGUGGGAUACAAAUUCCACAGGUAAAGCCGAGUCAGACCGGUUAAGUGAUUUUCUUCCACAGAGCGAACAUGGAAGAAUACUUUUCACUACACGUUUCAAGCAGGUCGCGAAAUGUCUUGCAAAAAGGGUUAUCGAGGUUCACGAGCUAGACGAAAAAAGCGCCAAAGACCUGCUUUGCCAACAUCUGAAUCCAUCACUUCUGAAAAAUGAGAACGAGAUUGUAUUUCUUCUCAGACAGCUUGCCUUCCUUCCUCUGGCAAUCGUGCAGGCUGCGUCUUUCAUCGAAGCAAAUGAGUUGAGUUGUAUUUCGGAAUACAGAAAACUUCUAGAUCGACCAGAGCAAGAAGUCAUCGAUCUUCUGAGCACGGAUUUCGAAGCCGAUGGUCGGUACAAUGGCCUGAAAAACCCCGUGGUGACAACAUGGCUGGUCUCAUUCGAGCAUAUCUGCAAAAAGCCAUCAUCUCUAGCAGCUCAAUAUCUGUCCUUUGCCGCUUGCGUUGAGCCAAAAGAUAUUCCUAUAUCUCUCCUGCCGCCAGCGAAAACUCCAAUGGACAAGACUUCAGCCAUUGGGACAUUGAAAUCGUUUUCAUUUGUGACUCAGGAUAUAACGAACAACUCCCUGACUAUCCAUCGACUUGUUCAUCUUGCUACACGAAAUUGGCUGCGACAGCACAAAUCUCCAUCUAAAAUGUCCCUCACAAGUUCUUACAAGUCGGCACUGGAAACAAUGCACAUUGAUUUUCCAUGUGACGAGCCCGAGAAUCGGCAGAAAUGGCGGGCAUAUAUGCCCCAUGCUCUGCACCUUCUGCAAGCCGAUGAAACGCAAGGCAUGACCGAUCGAUACCGAAUGCUUGCCCGUGUCGGAGGCUGUCUCCAUAAGGAUGGUCGGAUCAAAGAAGCAGUUAGCUGUCUUGAGGAAUUGGUUGAAUGGCGGAAACAUAAUUAUGAUCAAACCCACCCAAUGCGACUAAGCGCUGAGCACCAACUCGCGGGCCUCUAUAAAGUGGAUGGACAGAAUGAAAAAGCGUUAAAACUAUUUCAACAUGUUGUCGGAGUUGAAAAGAGAAUACUUACCAAGGACGAUCACGACUUUCUCGUGGCUCAACAAGGACUCGCAAGUGCCUACAAGGCAAAUGGGCAGCUUGAAUCGGCCUUGCGACUACAGCAACAUGUUGUCAAAGUCAGGGAGGAAAUAUUAGCCGAAGAUCAUUGGGCUCGGCUAGCCUCGCAGCAUGCACUCGCGAACAUCUAUCAUGCGAACAAACAGAUCCCGCGAGCCCUGCAGCUAUUGGUGCAUGUCGUUAUGGUCAAAAGUAAAUCACUUGCCGAAAACCAUCCCUCUCGGCUAGCAUCUGAGCACCAACUCGCGCUCUUAUAUCAUGCGGAUGAGCAAAGCGAUCGGGCCUUCAAGCUACUGCAGCAUGUUGUGAGUGAACGGAAGAAAUUGUUUUCACAAGAACACCCUUCUCUACUAGCCUCUCAGCACUCACUCGCGAUUGUAUAUUUCAAUCAGGAGCAGACCGACCAGGCCUUGAAACUGAUGCAACAUGUUGUCGCAGUCAGACAGAGAGUACUUUCCGAGAGUCAUCCCUCUCGGAAAAAGUCAGAGGGUAUAUUGGAAAGCUUUAAUGACCUCAUCAAGGAUGGACAUACCUGUGGGACCAGAUUGCAGCCACUAUCAGACAUGGAUAUUGGGGACGAAUCAUCAUGA
Molecule: messenger RNA, 3129 nt
Organism: Penicillium brevicompactum
Lineage: Eukaryota; Fungi; Ascomycota; Eurotiomycetes; Eurotiales; Aspergillaceae
Exons: 6
Coding region: 1-3129 (1042 amino acids)
Biological process (GO): lipid metabolic process
Molecular function (GO): ADP binding; protein binding
Source: RefSeq, a predicted model, not a curated record